AUGUGGGAACGGGCACUGUUUCUCAACGGUUUCUGGGAACGCCUGGCUCCGUGCCUCCGCACCCCUCCUGCCAAGCGCGUGGGCGCUGCUCUUGUCUCCCCACUGCCAGGGCCAUCCGGUGCCCAGAGCUCCCCCACAUCCGUGGGCAGUCAUAGCCAUGGGGCCUGCCUGCAGGCGCCUCAGAGGAGCCCCCAGAGGCUCAUCCUGAGUCACGUGGGCCUGCAGGAGCCCUCCAGAUCACCCGUCUGUGUCCCAGCCUCCGGGAUCCGAAGGGUCAAGGCGUCCCUGGGCGCGAGUGCCCGGGGCUGGCUUGUCGGGAGGGUGCUGGGGGUGAGGAAGGCGAACACGGCCCCCCGCCGCGACCCCGGGAGGAGCCGCGGCCCCCAGAGCCGGGCCCAGUUCCUCCUGCUCGCCUGUGGUGGGCUCGUCAAGGAUGCCCUGUCCAAGCUGCCCUGUUGCCCUUGCCCCGGCCCCCCCACGCGUGUGAAGCUGGGUGGCAACAAGCCCAUCCGUGUCCCUGGGCCAGCUGGCCCCUUGACCCCUCUUUCCCAGCUGCCUCUGAUGCCGGGCCCCCUGGGUGGUUCUGGGCUAGCGUGCACCCCGAACUGGGCGGCCCUGCCCCUCCAGGCUCCAGGAGCUCCAGGGGUGCUCACGGGCCUCACCUCUGUCUGCGGGUCGGCGCCCCAGCUGCUGCAGGCUCCGGGCUGUGGUCCUGGCCCCUGGGCCCCUUUGGAUCUCGUGGUCACCGGCUCUGCCAGGCCCGCCUGCGAGCGUCCCCUGCUGGGCCCAGCCUGCAGCCCCCCUCCAACCAGAGCCCUCUCCUUCUGUCCUGGGGCUGCCCUUUUCCAAGGCUGGCACUUGGGAAAAGUCUGUACGGCAGACUCGGCUUUGCGCGUGUUUCUGCACACACUUCCACGUGACGCUGAUGGCCUGUCCUGGGAGGCCCAGCCCCUUUUUCUGAAGCCCCCCCAGGGCUGUGCACCUGGGCCGUGGGAGAAGCCCGUGGGCUCCUGCCAAACCAGACCUGCUCCCAGCAGCAUCCAGCGUGUGGUGCUGGGGCCCCGAGAGCUGGUGACUCCGGCCCUGCUACCACUGGCCGAGAAGCCUCCCCGUGCUGAGAUGAGCCAGCUGAGGCCGGCGCCUGGACCCCAAAGGAUCCGUCAGUGA
Messenger RNA from Rangifer tarandus platyrhynchus (Svalbard reindeer), 1167 nucleotides. The record is from the annotation of a GenBank genome assembly. Lineage: Eukaryota; Metazoa; Chordata; Mammalia; Artiodactyla; Cervidae.